AUGGAUGGUAGUAGUGGUACUGGUAGCAAUGCAAAUUCAUCUGCCGGACCAUUUACUAGUGAAGAAUCUGCAAGCCAAAGUCAUAGACAGAAAGCGGAUAUAGCAUGGGCUCAUGUUUCUGAAGGUGUAAAUGCACAAGGAAGAAAAACUAUGACAUGCAUUUAUUGUCACAAGACAUUUGCGGGUGGGGGCAUAUUUAGGAUGAAGCAACACUUAGCGGGAGCAAGGGGUAGCAUUGUUUCCUGUAGAAAGGUUCCACCAGAAGUUAGGCAUGCUAUUUCAGUAACUUUGAAAGAUAUUUUUGAGAAGAAAAAAGGAAAAAAAGGAGAAUUUGGGGUAGAAAAUCCAUUUGGUCGAUCUGUAGAUGAAUUUGAUGGCGAUGAAGUCCAAGAAAUUCCCAUUAUUCACACUAAAGGAAUUACAAUCAAUGAGGCAAGUGCACCAUCCGAUAAAGGAAAGCGAAAAGCCACUACACUAGGCCCAGGUAUAUAUAAUUUCUUUAAAGGUGGGCAUGAUAAUUCACAACCCACUAUCAAGGCUAUUUUGCAAAGUAAAGAAAAAUGGCACAACUGUGAUAUGGCUAUUGCCCGUUGGUUUUAUGAUGCUUGCAUACCUAUAAAUGCUGUUAACUCUCCAUUUUUUCAAAAAACUAUUGAUCAAAUAGCAUCAAUGGGUCAUGGGUAUAAAGCUCCAUCUUAUUAUGAUCUGCGAGUGCCUUUGUUGCGAGAAGCUAAGAAAGAUUUGACUUUACUUAUUGAUUCAUUUCGAAGUAUUUGGACUGAAACUGGUUGCACUAUAAUGGGUGAUGGGUGGAAAGAUAGUAGACAAAGACCAUUGAUUAAUUUUUUAGUUUACUGUCCUAAAGGUAUAUCUUUCAUAAAAUCUGUUGAUGCAUCUGAUGUUGAGACAAAUGCACAAAAUUUGUGUAAUUUAUUUGCUGAAAUUGUUGAAAUCGUUGGUCCAAGAAAUGUGGUGCAUAUGGUUACUGAUAAUGCUAGCAAUUAUAAGGCUGCUGGAACUCUACUAAGUGAAAAAUACCCAACCAUUUGUUGGUCUCCAUGUGCUGCACAUUGCAUCAAUUUAAUUUUAAAGGAUAUUGGUCAAAUGAAUGAUGUGAAAGCCAUAGUAUCACUUGCUUCAACUGUGACUGUAUUUGUGUAUAACCACAAGUACACUUUAAAUUGGUUGAGAAAGACAAAAGGGUGGAAGGAGAUUAUUCGUCCAGGAGAAACUAGAUUUGCAACUACUUUUAUUGCAUUAAAAAGUUUGCAUGAUCACAAAGAUAGUUUGCAAGCUCUAGUCACCAGUGGAGAUUACAAAAAGUUCUUGAAAAUAGACAAAGGAAAAGAGGUCAAGCAAAUUGUUUUGGAUGAAAAGUUUUGGAAUAAUUGUUUGAUUACAGUGAGGAUUAUGGGCCCACUUAUUCGUCUUUUGCGUGUUUGUGACACUGAUGAAAGACCUUCUUUGGGUUAUGUCUAUGAGGCAUGUAUAGAGCAAUUAAUGGCAUCAAGAAGCUCUUUAAAAACAAAGAGAGAUUCUACAAGCCUUAUACUGACAUAA
Zingiber officinale is the source of this 1560-nucleotide messenger RNA. RefSeq lists its product as uncharacterized. Bases 1 to 1560 code for a protein of 519 amino acids. The record is from RefSeq and is a predicted model, not a curated record. NCBI's taxonomy places the organism in Eukaryota, Viridiplantae, Streptophyta, Magnoliopsida, Zingiberales, Zingiberaceae. The transcript has a single exon. Gene Ontology annotation, molecular function: DNA binding.